CACACAUGACGUGCGUAUCAUCAGCAUCACGAAAGCGUUUAUUGCACGGCAAAGUGCGCGCUGCACAUCCCAAUUCCUAAUGAAUAUUCUAGCGCAGCUCCAUUGGGCAGCCUUUGUCGCACCAAGUCGUUAGCUCAAGCACCUACCAAGGAUUAUCACGUCUCAUGACCUCGUUUUUUUCGGCUUCAUCGUUCAUGUGCCUCACAAGUCCUCGGUUGGUGAAAGUCUUCAACCUCUCUUGCGCCCGUCUUCGUUCUUGCGGUCUAUCUUACAGUGGCUACAAUUUUUGCCACUAGCCUUCUCUGCCACAUAUCUUUCGCGUGGCUGUACAGCUUCAAAGGCACCUCAUCAGCCCAGUCCUGCCCGGAAAUGUACCAACCGAGAAAUCUUUCGGGUCUAGAUAUAGGUUCAGGACCUUUCUCAUGGGUUGUCGGGAGGAUACUCACAGCGUCGACCAGUCCAAGGUUCCGGUGUAAUUUUCCCGCCUUCCCUUCCCUUCGCAGCUCUCUUCAUGCUCCCAGUCGAGAAUCAAAACCAAAACGGGCUUACAUGUACGAGGACAACACGUGGAUCAUGUGAAACCCCGAACACUCAUUGGGGGUCCGGACAUCCAUACCGUCAACUUCAAAUCACUGCACGUUCAAUCCAAAGACUGAGAAUUGCAUGUGUCAACGUGCAAUUGUACACUGGCCAAAAAGCCCCGACUAAUCCGACGUCCUGGACCAUGGACAUAUGAGGGUAGAAUGCCGUCAUCUACCGCAUGGCGAUGCAGAUUCAAGAAUAAAGAGUGCAGAAAGGUCUAGAGCUUGAGGGCCUUACGCGAGUCGCACUUUUACAAUGGUUGAAGGACAUAAAAGUGCAUGGGGCAUAUGCCGGAUCACUGCAUCAUGCUUCGAAGGAUCACAAUCAACAACACGGUGUCAUUCUUUAUUAACGAAAGCCUGCUGUAACCAUUUACCAGUACCUGUCCUGCCAAAGCUCGAGAUGGCAGGACUGGAUAAGACGCAAUGUGGUGUAUCCCAAGAAGUACAUGUUCUGUUCUCGGGAUCACAUCAUCAAACCAAGUUACAAUCGCUCCAAAGCACAUCCCGAGGGACACUCCGCCCGCCGAAGGCCUUUGAUGAAGCAAUGAACAACCAAAAUAGAUAAGGCGGUCUUUCCGAGCUUCGCUUCUUUAAUAUUUUAAACGUAAUGGUAUAACUAACAUGCAGGCACAGAUGUAUCACAUCGAAAUAGCACAAUAUUUUCCCGAGUUCGAUAGUUCAGUUCGGGACAUCUUGAUUCUAAUUUCCACUCCCGCAAUGCCUGCACUGGCCGAAACCAGGAAAAGCCACGCCCAUCUUUCCAAUUUUGGAAUCUGCGGCUCUUGGAGGCUACAAUGGGGUGUAAUGUCAAUAUCAGCCGCCAUUUAACCUCCGAGCCUGGCCUCUUGUAUGUCGCCGUCGCUUCUACCUCAAUCUGCGGAUAAAGUCCGUUGGCAUCCCAAAUCGUCACCCUCUCCACCACUCGCCGCCUCCACAAUGGGGAUUCACCCACGCUCAAUAUAUUGUCUGCAUCAGCGCCCAGCAUGCGAUCUUCAGUUUUGGUCUUUACCUGGAAGGAGCACCUCGAGAGGGAAACGUUUCCGUGGUUCUUUAAAUUAAGAGUGAUGAAAAAAAAGGCAUUACGCGGUUCACCCGCCCAUUGGUACAUAUGCUAUACCCCUCGGCGCGACACAUCUGCCUCCGACAUCCUAGCCAGCGUAUCACCGCGACCGGGAAAACAACUUGACGGUAACAGGCAGCUCACUGUGCUUGGAUUUCAUGGAAGGAACAACAAGUCAACUCAUAGAUUCAGCAGCGCAUUCUUUAGAGCAAUGAUUUCCGUCAUUCUUUCCAUCUCGCUCAGUUUCUACUCUCCGGGUUUCGACUGGGAAAUUGUCAAUACCCUUUAUCUAUCUGGUUACCGCGCUCAGCAUUUUUAACACCUACUCAGCGUUGAAUUUCUCUCUUGUGGACGUCACGCGUCUAUAAGCGACAAUGUUCUGGAACUUACUAUUCGUGGUCAUCGUGACUUUACUGCGCAGCGUAUCUGCUGCUGAGUCUGUGGCAGUUCACGACGCCGAAACUGGCCUCACCUAUUCCCAAAACUUUGCGUUGUACAAGGUCGACGGUCGAGGGAUAACCUUCCGAAUCGCAAUCCCCAGCAACGUCUCCAGUAACUCUGCCUACGACGUCGUAGUCCAGGUGAUCAUUCCUAACGACGUUGGCUGGGCCGGGCUUGCUUGGGGCGGUUCAAUGACCAAGAAUCCCUUAAUGGUAUUUUGGCGAGGGUCAAACAAUCAACCAGUGCUGUCCUCUAGAUCGGCCAGCAGCCACACACCCCCUCAACUCUACACCACCGCCACUUACAUUUUAUUCAACACCGGCACCAAGUCCAACUCGACCCACUGGCAAUUCACCGCCCUUUGCACGGGCUGCACCUCAUGGGCAGCCGACGGCGGCGCGGUCCGCUACGUCCAGCCCAACGGCGGCAACCGGCUUGCGUUUGCUUAUAGUCCCACUAAACCUUCGAACCCGUCUAGCCCAACGAGCGCAAUCACGGUGCACGAUGUGCACGCGUACUGGAAUCAUGAUUUCGGUACGGCGAGGAAUGCGGGCUUCGAAGCGGCGGUGCAGAGGUUGUUGGGGAGUCAGGGAGUUAGGGCUUAGGUGGCCAAAUGGGACAAAGUGAGAGGGGUUAUGGGAGGGAAAUGGGUGGGUAGGUAAGUCUUGAGAGGUUUUCGCUAGGUCUCUGCGAGUGGAAUGAUCUAUCCCGAAGGAGGUGUGGCGUGGGCCAGGAGUGUCUCGGUGGUGUUGAUCAUGGACGUGAGGGGCAGAUGGAGCAUUGUACAGGUGUGAAUGAAGUCAAACAAUGUCAGAAAAUUUUGUGAUCGAAGAAGCAAUGUUACACCUGCAUCACUUUCCCGUCCUGAAAUGUUGGUUGAUUCACCCACCACUGCAGGCCACAACAACGAUGAUGGCUUGGUAGACACUUGACUAUUCUAGGACCUAAACAUGUUGUUUCACGCGUAAACCUCCGAUGGCUCUUGAAAGGGGGAGUUACAGCUUAUAAAAUGACAGCUAAUCUGUACGUACCU
Messenger RNA from Neurospora crassa OR74A, 3118 nucleotides. RefSeq lists its product as hypothetical. The transcript has 3 exons. The record is from RefSeq and is a predicted model, not a curated record. NCBI's taxonomy places the organism in Eukaryota, Fungi, Ascomycota, Sordariomycetes, Sordariales, Sordariaceae. Bases 2019 to 2690 code for a protein of 223 amino acids.